GGCCUGAGCUCAGAGGGGGACAGGUCAAAAAGGAGGACAGAGCUCCUGGCCAGGGCUGUGGCAUGAACUGAGCUUGCUGGGGACCAGAGAAGCACAGCAGAGUGGCAGGAGGAGCUACCCCAGCCACACCACCAUUCUCUGGACUCAGAGACCAUGACCAGAUCCUGGGGACUGUCCUUGCUCCUCCUCACCAUCCCAGUGGCCCUGGUGACCAGCGCAGACCCAGCCAAGAACAUAGUGAAGAUUUUGAGGCCAUUCAAAUCCAUUGAGUUUUCGGAUGCAAACAUGAGGCAGUGCCUAUGGUUUGCCAUGCAGGAAUACAACAAAGAGAGUGAGGACAAGUACAUCUUCCUCGUGAGCCAGAUCCAGCUGGCCCAGAUGCAGAUCACAGACCAUAUGGAAUACAUAAUUGAGGUUGAAAUUGCCCGAAGCAAUUGCAGAAAGCCUCUAAGCAACAAUGAGAACUGUGUCAUUCAAAAAAACUUCAACCUGGAAAAGAGAAUGAAUUGCAGCUUCCUGGUGGUAGCGCUUCCCUGGAAUGGUGAAUUCUCGGUGUUGAAGAAGGAAUGCUGGGACAUCCAAGUCUGAGGGUGGUCUGGAGAGCACCCCACCCCUAUCUCCUGAGAUAAAAGCAAGGGUGGUGCCAGUGUCACCAUGAACUCUCCAUGCUCUCUCUGCCUGCGGUCUCCAUUUUAGUUUCAUAUGGGAUGGGAGUGUGGUCCUCCCUGUGGCCUGCUCCAUGCUCCGCUGGGUGAG
Messenger RNA from Heterocephalus glaber (naked mole-rat), 756 nucleotides. RefSeq names its product cystatin-8. The record is from RefSeq and is a predicted model, not a curated record. Gene Ontology annotation, molecular function: cysteine-type endopeptidase inhibitor activity. Lineage: Eukaryota; Metazoa; Chordata; Mammalia; Rodentia; Bathyergidae. Gene Ontology annotation, cellular component: cytoplasm; extracellular region; cell surface.